This is a messenger RNA of Moneuplotes crassus, 2570 nucleotides long. The record is from the annotation of a GenBank genome assembly. NCBI's taxonomy places the organism in Eukaryota, Ciliophora, Spirotrichea, Euplotida, Euplotidae.
AGAUGAGAUCGAGAAGGAACAGGAGAAGGCCGAAUAGUACUGUCCCUGGGAGGAUUAGUAAGCGAGCGGAGAAGGAGAGAGGGAGGGUCACUCAGAUUAGGAAGAUGAAAGGGAGUUAUAGUAGAAGGAGAAGGAUAUUAGAGACGACCCACUCAAGUCAAUUUCAGACGUCAAGUGUUGGAGAGUCUAUUGGGUUGAAGAAUCCAAAGUUUCUGAGAAGUCAGCAUAAUAUCAGCCAAAAUUUUGAGUUCCAGAAUUUAAAGCAAAUCAAAUCGAUGAAUCAUAGUCCUAUUAAGCAGAAUAAUUUUAUGCCUAAUUCUACACAAUCUGCAUUCAGCUCAAGCAAAGGAUUUACAAACUUUGAAAAAAAACAAUACUUGAACUAUUCCACUAUCAACACCACAAAAUACAAAAACAUUGCUAAUAACUCGACUAUUUCUGCUUUCACACAUAAAGAAAAUAUGGAGAGCAAGCAAUCUCUAUCAAAACUUACUCAAUCUCGGCCAAAGAGCAAGAAGGACACUAUCUCUCAUGCCAAGCUAGCCUUCCUCAUCCAAAACAGAGGAAGAGAUAUUAAGAAUGCUUAUAAAGAGCUCAGCAAGAUCAAUUCCCUAAACGAUGACUCCAAUAUGAAAUAAGAUUCCAAACAAUAAGGAAUCCAAGAUCAGUAUUGGGCACCACCCUUCAACAUUUUGUAUAAAUAUUUUCCAAAAGACGUCACCCUUGACGAUCCAUAUGGAAAUAUCUCCAUGUACUAAACUUGAGAUCCAGUGCAUUCCGAGCAGCGCCAAUGUUUCAUGCCAAGUGAAGCCUAAUAAGAUCAUAAUUGAGGAAAAAGGGCCUGUUUUCAGCUGAAAAGUAGUCAUUUUUGUCAUCAUCUCCGAGAUAAACUGAUUCGUCCUGCUAAACCCAGUGUUUGCAAAGGAAGUUAUUCAGGAGCAGACUGAUAAUUUCCUUGUUGAUAAUGCUAACCUUGAUACUAAAUAAAUGGAAUUACACCGCAAGUGAUAAGCUGAAUGAUAAAAUCGAGUCUAUUGUCUGUGAUGAUCGAGAUGUAAGCAAUCUCAAAAGAGAGAUUCAUAAUAUCAGACAACGUAGAGCCAGAAUGCAGCAAGAUGAUGCAGAGAAUUACCUUGAAAUUAACAAGGUCCAAUUGCUUAACCAUUGUGCUCUUGAAACUCAUAAAAGAGAUAAUAUGCCCAAAGUGCAAGCUCUAUUCUCUUUGAAAGCUAAGCUUAAGAAGGAAUUUAUUUGGAAAAGUUCCCAACAAAAGAAGAGAAAAAUGUUAAAUAGAUGGGAUGAGUAUAAAUAAAUCAAAGAUGGAAGAGAAGAAGAAAAAUAGACUACUUCAAAAGCUUUCAAGUUGGGUAAAAUCAUGGUUCCUACUUUACACUCGUCAUGAAAGCAUAAAAACUAUAUUCGGCAAAUUAAUGAAAAAGAAAAGGCAAGAUGAGUAUGCACGUAUUAAGUAUAUGGCUAUUGUCACUAUUUACCUUCGAAUAAGACAGUACAAAAAUAAAUUAGGAAGGACACUUGACCAAAGAAUUCAAGGCUAUGCGAAACAGACUAUCACUGCAGCCAGUAGCUUCUGUUCAAACUUUUAUCAAGAGAGAGCCAAAGAGGUUCUAUAUCAAUUCUUGAGUAAUCGUAACUCCCAGAUUCAAUUAAUGGAUAAAUUCAGGUUUCAUACUGAUGUUAUUACCCACCUCCAAAGAUCAGUCAGGAGCUUCAUCCAGCGGAAAAGGGUCAAAGUUCAUCAUAUCCUUAAGCUAAUAGACAUUGAGCUGAAGGAAUUCUUUUCGUGAGUGAAGAAAAAGAAGCCAAAACUUAACAAGAAGAAUAAAUAAAGUGGUAUUUGACUACUCAAAGGUUAGCGAUACGAAUAAACUUCGUGUGGUCUAUGACUACCUGAAGUUCAGAUAUAAUAUUUACGGAAUGAAGUUUUAUAAUUACUGGAAGAUACAACAUCCCAAUUUUGAUCCUUCUGAGAUGAUACAUGUACUAAAGAACCAGACCUUACAGCUACACCAGGAGCUGUUCCAUAGCUUCUCUGGACCAGAACUUGAGUAUAUUGAGGAAAUCAAGAUUAAGAAGAAAGUACCAAGCAAUGCAAGUCCUCAAAUGAAAGUUGUCACUAUUAUGAAAAAGAAAUAAAACUUUGAAGAAAAGCUCUCUUAAAAAGCCUCACAAAAUCAGAGAUGACCUAAGUGAGAAGCAGCAUUUACAUAAUCUGCUAGAAAAUUUAAUACACGAGUGUGAAGACCUGGCAAAGAGCAUAACAGCAAAGGCUAAUUUUGUCAUUAACCAACUCUCACAAAAACCAGAUCUACCAAAAUACGAAUACAUUCCUUCCAAACAAGAAGUACGGAUUCUGAUCCUACAAAUGAUAAGACGGCAGGCAAAAAUGAAGGAUUUAUUGAUGUUUUCCGGGUCUUAAACCCUUAAAAAUACAUCCAUAAAAGCAUUGAAUCUCAAUUUUCCCUCUAUUAGCCAUCCUCCAAUAAGAAGUGUACAAAUUUCCACCCUUAAGUCCUUAUACUAAGUCAUAAACACAGGGUUUACUAGUAAAA